Molecule: messenger RNA, 3358 nt
Organism: Quercus robur (English oak)
Lineage: Eukaryota; Viridiplantae; Streptophyta; Magnoliopsida; Fagales; Fagaceae
Exons: 18
Coding region: 195-3089 (964 amino acids)
Cellular component (GO): BAT3 complex
Molecular function (GO): polyubiquitin modification-dependent protein binding; misfolded protein binding
Source: RefSeq, a predicted model, not a curated record
AUCCUUAAACAUCAAAGCCAGACCGAGACUGCAAAGACCAAGAGAGUGCUCAUUCUCGCUCUCUCUCUCUCUCUCUGUGUGCAAGAAGCUAAUUUGCUUUCGCAUCAAGUCAUAACGUAAACCCCUUUCAACUUUCUUCGGCGAUCAAAUCCAAAUACUUCACACUCUCCUAUUCAUUUUCAGCAUCUCCAAGCAUGGCGGAUCAGCACUCUGAUGAAGGUUCCAGUGCUGGAAAUGUUUCUGGGGAAAGCUCAGAUUCAACUGUCAAGCUCAAUAUCAAGACUCUUGAUUCCCAAAUUUACACUUUUGAAGUGGAUAAAAAUAUGCGUGUUUCAUCGUUUAAGGAGAAAAUAGCUAAUGAAACUACUGUCCCAGUUGGUCAGCAACGGCUGAUUUUUAGGGGAAGGGUCUUAAAGGACGAUCAUCUUCUUUCUGAAUACCAUGUGGAAAAUGGACACACAUUGCAUUUAGUGGAAAGGCAGCCAGCACAGUCUCAACCUUCAUCUGGUCCAGGUACUGGAGAGACAACUGGGAAUGAUGGUAAUAGAGGAAAUGAUUCCAGUGCUGGCAACCCUCGUAAUCGAAUUGGGCAAGUUUCCCACAGUGUAGUUCUUGGGACCUUUAAUGUUGGGGAUCAAGGUGAAGGCGUUGUUCCUGACCUUAGCCGGGUUAUUGGGGCAGUUUUGAAUUCAAUAGGACUGGGUGGCCAGACUACAACUGCUGGUAAUCCUGGCACGCAGUCUACCGCGCCAAAUGCUCCCGGUCAGCCUACUCAAGGAAACGAAACAGAAGGGAUGCGUGGUAAUGUUGGAGGCCAGGCCCAAACAGGAAAUCAAGCACAGUCUGGGCAGGCAUUUUCUAGUCAGCCAUUCCAAUCUUUACCUCAAGUUGUGCAAAUCCCACUGGCUGCAGCAGCAGUACCUGUUCCUUCCCUUCAUAUGCCUAUCCCUGAUUCAUUGAACACUCUCUCUGAGUUUAUGAAUCGCAUGGAGCAGACACUGUCUCAAAAUGGGUAUCAGCCGAAUGCAUCUUUGACUAACUCCCGUGACCUACCAAGGGUGGAAUUACCUUCCAGCGCACGGGGGUUGCCUUCACCUGAAGCAUUGAGCAUUGUCCUGCGUCAAGCAGAACGGCUUCUCAGUGGUCAUGCUGUUGCUGCACUAUCUCAUAUUGCAGGACGCUUGGAGCAAGAGGGAUCUUCUUCUGAUCCCACUAUAAGGGGCCAAAUACAAGCAGAAUCAAUGCAAUUGGGAAUCUCAAUGCAACAUCUAGGUGCCCUUCUUCUUGAGCUUGGCCGCACGGCUUUGACACUGCGAAUGGGACAGUCUCCUGCAGAAUCUGUUGUAAAUGCUGGGCCUGCAGUGUACAUAUCUUCAUCAGGCCCUAAUCCUAUAAUGGUUCAGCCGUCUCCUUUUCAAACCAGCUCCCUCUUUGGCGGUUCUGUUCCUCAGCCAAAUCCCAUGACUUUGGGUUCUGUUGGUAUUGGGAAUGCCCCAAGGCACAUCAACAUUCAUAUACAUGCUGGUACUUCCCUAGCGCCAAUUGUUUCAGCGGUUGGUACAAGGGCAAGUAAUGCGGAAGGAACACAGGGAGAGCACCGUAAUGGUGCUGGUUCUGGUGAUUCAGGUGCAACAAGGGUGCUACCUCUGAGAAGUGUCAUUGCGACGGCUGUCCCAUCACGCCCUGGUGGUGUUGCAAAUUCCGGUGUAGCUCAACCUGGACUAGUUUCUGUUUCACAGCCACCUUCUGAUUCUGUUUCACUAUCCUCUGUUAUGUCUGAAGGAUAUUCUCGAUUUAGAAAUUUAAUUGGAAAUAUGCAAGGAGAUAACAUGGUUUCAUCAGGUCAAGUAGAAUCAACUGUUCAAAGUUCAUCUGGUCAAUCAGGUGCAGGUAGUGAUGUAGGGAAUGAACAUCCAAAUACCUUGACAGCCAACUUGAUCAACAGAGUUGGGGAAUCAGAUGCAUUUAUAUCUGGAAGCACACCUGAAAGUGAAGGUCAGAAGCAUGAUCCUAAAUGUGACCAAUUAAGUAAUAAUGAUGCUUCAACUGGCUUAAAAGAUGUUUCUGCCUCCGGAAGUUCUGUGAGUUGUUUAAGUGGAGGAACAGUGGCAAAGCCUGAGUGUGUUCAGGAAAAUGCUCUAAGAUCUGGUGAGAAGCAUGAUGCAACUGAGGGUGACAAAGCUGUUCCACUUGGAUUAGGACUGGCAGGUUUGGAACGUAAGAGACGAGGCAGGCCACAAAAAUCACAGGUCCUGGGUGGUGAUGGUGGUACAGCCAGUGCUUCUGUUGAUCAAGAUCGGCAGAUUAGAACAAGCGGCCAACAGCUACUGCAAUCUCUAGCAUCUCAUAGCUCUGCUGCAAAUAGUAUGAAUGCAAAUGAACAGCUCCUAGGACAACUUCCCUCUGUAGUUGGGCAGGUCAUGGAUAGUAGACCUCUGGGAGGGCAAGGUUCUGAUGACCAGAUUGAUAUGGCGAGUGUUAUGUCUCAGGUCUUGCAAACUCCUGCUUUGAAUGGUUUAUUGGCAGGUGUUUCAGAACAAACUGGGGCUGGCUCUCCGGAUGUCUUGAGGAAUAUGUUGCAACAGUUCACUGAGAGCCCACAGAUGAGGAAUACGAUCAAUCAAAUUGCCCAACAGGUUGACAGCCAAGAUCUUGGAAACAUGUUCACUGGGCUUGGAAGAGGCCAAGGUGGUGGCCUUGAUUUGUCUAGGAUGUUCCAACAGAUGAUGCCCAUUGUAUCCCGAGCCAUCGGCGGUGGGUCAACCACCUCUCAACUUUUUCCUUCUGCUGAAGCCGUAACCCAGCCAGAAUUUAAUGGGAGGAUGCUGAGCAGAGAUGACAAACCUAAUGAACAUAAUGUCCAGAUCAACCUUCAACAGGUGGCUCAGGGGAUUGAAAACCUGAAUCCACCUCAAAAUGUUUUCCGUUCUGUAGUUGAAAAUGCAGUUCAGUUAUCUGGCAGUGAAGGUGGUUUUGAAGGUCUUGUGGAUGAGUUGUGCAGUGAUGAAGGUCUUGCUAAUGAAUAUAUAGAGAUGUUACGGCAUGAACUAAAUCGCCGAGUUCAGGGUGACCCUGGGCAGGACAACUAGUAACUAGAGCCCACAAACUCAAGUUGGCAUGGUUGUGAUUUCUGGAUGUCAUUGUGAGGAUUAUGGAAGGAGGUUGGGUUUGACGGUAAUUGACUUCGCCAGGGUUUUUAUUAAAUGGUUCAGUUACUCAGAAUCGUUGUAUAAUUUAGGUUUUUGGCUUGAUGUGCUUCUAAAUUGUGGUUGGUCUUCUUGUUGCUGGCACACUCAUCUGGUUUAUUGUGUAUCAAAUCAUUAAUUUAUUAAUACAUGCUAUAUAGGUUACAAAUUAA